CAACCCAUGUUAUCAUUUUCCCCUCCCUUUAUUAUUCCACCAAAACCAAAACCCCUUUAUUCAUUUCAUUUCUCUUAUCCUAUGAACACUCAUUAUCCUCUUCUCUAACAAAGCCAUAGUACGACACUUUUAGUUCAUUAGUUCUUCUUAUCCUAUGGAUACCAUUCGUACCACCACCAUCACCCGCGUGCAACAAACAACCCCAACAAAGAAAACCAAGCCCAAGAAGAAGAACUCACCCCACCCAGUGAAGGUAGUCUACAUAUCCAACCCCAUGAAGAUCAAGACCAGCGCCUCCGAGUUUAGGGCUUUGGUGCAAGAGCUCACCGGCCAGGACGCCGAGUCCCCACCAGAUCCCUCUCGCUUCCACGGCCAUCACCCCGAUUCCUCCUCCUCCGUCGAGAAUGUCGAGAAUAUCGAAGAGGAGGAGGAAGAGGAUAAUAUUCACCGUGUGAAUUGUGUUGUCCCUCCUAUGACAGCAACCGAUGAGAUCAGUCUUCUCAUCGGCUGCUGCAACCAGAACGGACAACAUCAGCCUUCCUCAAUGGAGAGUAAUAAUUUCCAGCUGCUGGACGACGAUGACGUUUUCACGCCCCAGAUGAUUGAGAACAUCUCUGCCCUGCUCCCAGCAAGUGUAUUCUAUGAAUCCCCUCAUCUUAAUCACUGGUGAUACCACGGAUGGAUGCAGUGUAAUUAGUUAUUAUAUUAUAUUACGUUCCUUCUCCUCGGUAAGGUCAAACUCAAAUUGAAAAAAGUUAGUUUUCUCUCCAUGACUCCAUCUAUAUAAACAAAUUGAUGGAUAAUAAUUGUACUUAAUUGUUGAUUUUUGACCAUUAAUUUGCGAGGUAUAUUAUUGCUUGUUUAUAUAGUAUAUAAUUACUUUA
Glycine soja is the source of this 884-nucleotide messenger RNA. Its product is annotated as sigma factor binding protein 1, chloroplastic-like. The record is from RefSeq and is a predicted model, not a curated record. The coding region runs from base 155 to 670 and encodes 171 amino acids. The transcript has a single exon. NCBI's taxonomy places the organism in Eukaryota, Viridiplantae, Streptophyta, Magnoliopsida, Fabales, Fabaceae.